Molecule: messenger RNA, 1512 nt
Organism: Colletotrichum karsti
Lineage: Eukaryota; Fungi; Ascomycota; Sordariomycetes; Glomerellales; Glomerellaceae
Exons: 5
Coding region: 1-1512 (503 amino acids)
Molecular function (GO): monooxygenase activity; iron ion binding; oxidoreductase activity, acting on paired donors, with incorporation or reduction of molecular oxygen
Source: RefSeq, a predicted model, not a curated record
AUGUCGAUGAUAAUCCAAACAUCGAGCCCACGGCUCUCCCCCUUCAUACUCUGGCCAGCAGUGGCCGCCUGCUUGACCGUCCUCUACUUCCUCCUCACGGCAAUCUACAACAUCACCCUCCACCCCCUCCGCAAAUACCCGGGCCCGCGCCUCUGGGCCGCCUCCCGCCUCCCCUACUCCCUCAUGCUCCUCCGCGGCGACCCCCACAAGACCAUCCUCGACCUGCACGCCCGCUACGGCGACACCGUCCGCGUCUCCCCCUCGGAGCUCUCCUUCCAGUCCCCGGACGCCUGGAAGGAGAUCAUGGGCCACCGCAAGGGCGCCAAGCUCGAGGAGAACGCCAAACACCCGGACUUCAUCGACGAGAACCACGCCGACCUCAUCUCCGCCAACCGCGAGGACCACGCCCGCUACCGCCGCAUCCUCUCCCACGGCUUCUCCGCCAAGAGCAUGCAGGACCAGCAGCCCAUCAUCAAGUCCUACAUCGACCUCCUCAUCGAGCGUCUGCAUGGUGUCUCCUCCAAGGGGCCCCUCGACCUCGUCGCCUGGUACAACUUCACGACCUUCGACAUCAUCGGCGACCUCGCCUUCGGCGAGUCCUUCGGCUGCCUGGAGAACUCGGACUACCACCCCUGGGUCAAGCUCAUCUUCGACGACAUCAAGCUCGGCUCCUACCUGUUCGUCCUGAAGAGCUAUAAGGCCGUCGAGCCGCUGCUCAAGAAGUUCCUCCCGCAGAAGCUCGUCGACAAGCGCAGGUCGCACUACGAGCUCAUCGAGGAGAAGCUCGACAGACGCAUCGCGCUGGGCACGCCGAGGCCCGACUUUGCGGAGUCCAUGCUGCGAAAGACGGGCGACGAAGCCCUCACAAGGACGGAACUCAUCAUGCACGCCCGCCUCCUCAUCAUCGCCGGCUCCGAGACCACGGCCACCGCCCUCUCCGGCGCCACCUACCUCCUCUGCUCGAACCCCUCGACCCUGGCCAGGCUCAACGACGAGGUCCGCGCCGCCUUCUCCUCCGACGACGACAUCGACAUCAUCACCUCCGCCAAGCUCGAGUACCUCCAGGCCGUCCUCGAGGAGGCCCUCCGCAUGUACCCGCCCGUGCCCAGCGCCCUGCCGCGCAUCUCGCCGCCCAAGGGCCAGGAGAUCCUGGGCGAAUGGGUCCCCGGAAACACGACCCUGAGCGUCUGGCACUGGGCCAUGUACCACAACGAGAGGAAUUUCACCAAGCCCUUCGAGUUCCACCCCGAGCGCUGGAUGGGCAACGAUCCCCGGUUCGCCAACGACCAGCUCGAGGCCCUGAAGCCCUUCCACAUCGGUCCCAGGAACUGUCUUGGCAUGAACCUCGCCUACGCCGAGAUGAGAAUGAUCCUCGCAAAGGUCAUCUGGAACUUCGACCUCCAGCUCGCCGAGGAGAGCAGGGACUGGCUCGACUGCGAGCGGCACCAGGUCUACACCCUCUGGGACAAGCCGCCUCUCAAGGUCCACCUGACCCCGAGGAAGACGAACUGA